Molecule: messenger RNA, 366 nt
Organism: Vitis vinifera (wine grape)
Lineage: Eukaryota; Viridiplantae; Streptophyta; Magnoliopsida; Vitales; Vitaceae
Exons: 1
Coding region: 1-366 (121 amino acids)
Source: RefSeq, a predicted model, not a curated record
AUGCCUGCUAUUACUGAGGAAAGUAGCGCAGAAGAAAAAACUUUAAGUCAUUCUUGGGAAAGAUCAAACAGAUUGAGCAUUAUGUUUAUGCAAAUGAGUAUAGCGAACAACAUUAAGUCAACACUUCCUGAACGUGACACUGCUAAGGAAUUUUUUAAGACUGUGGAAGAAUGUUUUUUGUUCGCUGACAAGUCUCUUGCUGGGACAUUAAUGGCUGAACUCACCACCAUGAAGUUUGAUGGUACUCGUGGGAUGCAUGAGCACAUCCUUGAGAUGUCAAAUCUAGUUGCUAAAUUGAAGGCUCUUGGGAUGAAUGUGGAUGAGUCUUUUCUUGUUCAAUUUAUUUUGAACUCCUUGCCUCUUUAG